UAUAGUGUCAUUAUGGGUAAUACUAGAGUCAAAAGUGGAAAAUCUUUAGUGAAGCUUCUCUUAUCUCCAGGAGCACUCUUAUACAUACUAAUGAGCCUUCUUUCAGUUGUCAAAUGAGAUGAUAGGAUUCCAAAAUGCUCAUUUACUCAAUCUUGUAUCAGAGAUGCCUCACAAAAAGGAACUCCUUGUCCUGACCCUACAAAUACUGAAACCCCGAUUGCUCAAGUUGGCUUUCCAAAGAUGCCAACAACUUCAAUGAAAUAUUUAGCUGAAGCAUGUCCUUACAUGGUUGACCAAGAGCUUUGCUGCAAUGACGAUCAAAUACUUAAUAUGUAUAAUAACUUUAAGACUAUUGACUCUCUCUUCGGAAACUGACUAAUCUGCUCUAUUAACCUGAAGAGGUUCUGGUGUGAGUAUACCUGCAACCCCUAUCAAUUUUACUUCCUGGAAUCGCACGAUCAAAUCAGAGUUUCAGAUGUAGACUACCCAGUUCUGAACCAGACUAUGAGAAUUGACAAUGAAGUUGCAUGUGGAAUUUUCGAAUCUUGUAAGAAAAACCCAUUUGUGGCAACUCUCGCAAGUGGACAGUCAGCACCAGGGUUCUUAGAGUUUAUGGGAAGCAAUGCUGUUCAAACCGGAAAGGUCAAAAUAUCUUUCCAAUUCAGUAGUAAUCCUGAGGAAUCAAUGAUAAAGGAUAUGUACGCAUGCGAUAUGGAAGUCGGAGAUAAAUUAGAGGAUUAUGACGUUGCCAAUUGCACUUGCAAUUAUUGAGAGCAAGCCUGUAAGCCAAACGACAUAAAUGCCUUCCCUGCUUUCUUCGAUGGAUUUAGCAUUCUUGUUGUUGGACUUGUGUACUUAAGUCUCAUUAUCCUAUCCGUAAUCAUAUUCUUUAUCAAGAAGAAAUGGCAAAGUGAUGAAGAUGACGACGAUGAUGAUUUCUCAGAAGAUGACAAGCUAAGGAAAUAUAGUCAGAGUGAUAGCUCUUCUUGACAGGAUAGCGUAAAAAGACUUAUUAAUGAUAGCCAGCAACAUAAUGCCUCCUAUGGUAAAAUCAAUGCUUCUUCUGAUCCAACUGAUAGUAGAGUGCAAGACAGUCUGAUGAAAUAAAAUAACAAACACGUUACUAUGUCAAUAAUUUA
Molecule: messenger RNA, 1139 nt
Organism: Moneuplotes crassus
Lineage: Eukaryota; Ciliophora; Spirotrichea; Euplotida; Euplotidae
Source: the annotation of a GenBank genome assembly